AUGUCGCUUAAGGAUCUGUACCCAGUCGUCGAAAUGGGACACCUGGCUCGAUGGAAAGAAACCGGAUCUUAUGAAGAUUUGAUGUGCUACUCCGCUGAGCUACUUAGUACUCCCAAUGACGCCAUCCCGCACCCGAUCGCGACAGUCAUCCAGCUCGUAUUAGCUGAGGCUGUUGCUGAUACCCUUCCAGUUGAUAAUGCUGCUGCUUUCCUCCGCCAGCUUGCCACCAAACCUUCAGAAUCAAGCUCAGGCGACGUGGCUAGCAUCAUUGUUGACUUUAUUUGGUUCAAGGAAGCUGAGCUUGAUAAUUAUACAGAUAACCCAGAGGUUCAAGCAAAGAAACCUGAAAGAUUCGUUCGCGUUGCCAAAGCGUUAAUUGCCCAAAAUUUCAUCCCAGAGCGCCUCAUGAAGGAGCGCUGGGAGCUGUCAUUCCUGGAAAAAACAGGCGUCAUCUCAAACAUUGAAGACUCCAAGAAGCGUGUCAUCCGCGCUAGCACGAACCAACUAUACAAGCAGCACAAGUUCAAUCUCCUAAGAGAAGAGUCCGAGGGUUACUCGAAAUUAAUCACGGAGCUCGCAAGUGGUACAGCUGACAAUGACAAUGUCGGAAAGGUCGCUUCAAAGGCCCAGUCUGUUUUUGCCAACGUGCUCAUUCUCAUUGGCUAUUUCGAUCUUGACCCAAUUCGGGUCCUUUCUAUCGUUCUGGACGUCUUUUCUGCAAAUAUUAUCACGCAUUAUCACUUCUUUAUCGAGUUUUUGUUGAUAUCACCAUGGUCUUCCCAAACAAUGGGCAAUCUGCCUGCGUUCAAAAACAAGGCCUGUGCUCAGGUUCUUGGCUUUAUGUUUCAGGAUUCGCAGCGUCCUGAAAACCGCUAUAAAUCGCUAGUCGAACUGUACACAGUAUCAGCCUUAUUGAUCAAGCACUCCAUCAUAAGUUUGGAUGAUCUUUAUCCCCAUCUCUCCCCAACUGACAAUGAGAUAGCUCAAGAGUACACAAGAUUCGUAGAAGCUAUGAAGUCCAAAGCACAAGAGUAUAAAAGCAGUCCACUUGCAAUGGCUGGCGCAUUAGAGAACGACACAGUAACCUCUAGAGACAAGGGCGGCAAAGCGGUAGAGGAGCCAGUGCCAGAAGCCAUCCCCGGGCUGCCGCUUCCUAACCAAAAAGUUGGAGUCCUAAAUGCACUUUUAUCUCUAGGAGAUCUGGAUCACGCAAUGUUUAUUCUUGCAAGGCUUCCUAAACUUACAGCUUCACACCCAGAAUCGGCUGAUUUGGUCUGCCGCUUGAUCAACGAGAUGAUCAGCCCCGUAUACUCACCCUUAUCGCCAAGCGCGAGCCAUCCGCAGCUAGCAAAGCGCAAAGACUUUGCCUACCGCUAUCCUACUGCCUCAGAAGGAAAAGAGGUUAAAGCUGUACGUAUCUUAGACCCAUGGCUUCCACUCCCUACAGAGACCGAACGCUACGAAUAUUUUUAUCAGGAAUGGGGAGAUGACCUUGUGCUGUGCCAGACAGUGCAGGAUAUCGUGCACUAUGUAUACCCAGUAUUGUCUGUUGUUGGUGCUCGAAUCCACCGAGACCUGAAGCUUGUGACCAAACUAUGCCGUAUUGGAGCUGGGACCCUUGAUAGGAUUCGCCGCGAAGUUGCUAUGCUUGAUGGACAGGAUGAUGCUCGAUUGGCCAUGCUCAACUCAGAGAAAGAAAUCAUUGAAGGCAUUUGGGUCGACAUGACAAGAUCUCUAUUUUUACCAACAGUAUCUCUUGCAUUCUCCAAUCCUGGCAUUGUCCAUGAAGUGUGGCAAGUGAUAAAAGGACUAAACUAUCAGACACGGUUUGCCCUCUAUGGAGAAUGGAAAUCAGAGGCAGCCAAGCAAUAUCCAGAGCUUCUUGUGACAACAGCCUCAGCCGAGAAAGAUGCCAAGGAUAUGAUGCGGAGGAUCAAUAAGGAAAAUGUGAAAGAGUAUGGGCGCAUGUUUGCUAAGUAUGCCCAUUCGAAUCCGCUGGUUGUAUUUGCUGCAGCGAUCAAGCAACUAGAAGGUGGUUACGACAACAUGGCCCAGCCUCUCGUGGAUGCCUGCAAAUAUUUAACCGAUUUUGGGCAUGAUGUUCUCAGCUACUCAUUACUCGAAUCAUUAUCGAAGCAAACGCGCAGCAAGGCCCAGGAGGAUGGAACGUCCAUCGCAAAAUGGAUGAACACAUUGGCUUUGUUCUGCGGAAAGCUGUAUCGAAAAUACCCCUCAGGUGAACUGAUGGGUAUCCUACAAUAUGUUGUUAAUCAGCUGCGACAACGCAACACUUAUGAUCUGGUGGUGCUGCGAGAGCUUUUGUCAAAGAUGGGUGGAGUUGAGGAUUUGAGUAACUUGACUAGGGAACAGCUUCUAGCGAUGGCGGGUGGUGAAUUGUUGCGGGAUGAAGUACUUGCAGCAAGCGUUACUGGGGCUGUCAUAAAAAAGGAUGUAAGAAGCUGCAGCCGACUACAAAAGACUAUGGCGCAUGACAACAUUGCUGCUCAACUUGUUGUUCUGCUUGCUCAACACAGACAGGAAUGUAUAUUUGGAUCCGUCGAAAUCCCCCACUUGAAAGUCCUGAGCAACAUUUUCGAUCAGGCACAUUCUACUCUUCUCCAGUUCCUAGACUUUUUGUCGUCUAGGCACCAAGAAGGAUACACAAUAUUGCUCCCCAGUCUCACCGACCUUUGUGAGACUUAUAAGAUCACCCCUGCGGUCGCCAUGUAUAUCGUACGGCCCAAGUUACAGGAAUUAAUACACCUGGAGCAAACAACAGAAAUAGUAGUGCAGCCCGGCUCCAAUCCUGCCCCUGACUCGGGUGAUGUCGAUGUCAUAGAAGCAGGUGAAAAUAAAUCAAACGAAACAACUAUCGCUAACAAAGAGCCUUGGCUACCGUGCUUAAGGUCUGUCGCUUUGGAGGUCAAAUCCACCCUCCCGCCUAAAGCCUGGCGCUCUAUGAAGCCACAUUUCUACAUUACCUUCUGGCAGUUGACUAUGUAUGACAUCUAUGUCCCCGUCCGAGAAUAUUACUCUGAAAUAAAUAGACUGAAACAGUCUAUCCGCGCCAUGGAUAAUGAUAAAGCAACAUAUAACUCUAGUAUGCAGGCCAAGAAUAACAGGGAUCGAGACCGUUUGGUAAACAGAGCAUUCAACUUGCAACUGGAGAUGGAGCGCCAUUUGGCCCAUCACAAGACCGUCAUGGAGCGUUUGAAGCGCGAGAAGAACCACUGGUUUAAAGGAUUGGAUGCCAGCCGUGAAGAGAUCAUCGGCCAAGUCAUACAGCACUGUAUCUAUCCAAGGGCCGUCAUGUCGGGCAUGGAUGCUAUUUUUUGCUCAGCAUUUAUACAACUGAUGCACUCAUUAGGAACCAUUAACUUCUCGACAUUGACAUUAUUCGAUAAGUUGUUUCUGGAGGUGGAUCGUAUACUCUUCCUCUCUUCUGAAUCUGAAGCCAAGUCAUACGGCUUAUUCCUGUCAAGUGUUUUAAGCAACCUAGCUCGUUGGCAUAAAAGCAGUGCAUUGUAUGCUGCAGAAGGUCAUGGCGAUAACCUGCCUGGGUUCCAAGUGAAAUGGGGGUCACACAAUAUCAAUGACGUAAUCCAUGAGGAAGAUCUACUGGACUUUGAAAUGUUCCGACAUGGCCUCUUUAAAUGGCAUGUCAGACUAUUUCAGGCCUUUCAAUCCGCUGUUGAGACAAAAGAAUACAUGCCUAUGAAGAAUACGAUCAUGAUGCUUCGAGAGCUUGCUCCGCGUUAUCCAGAGCUGAUGGUGCUCGGCACCCGCCUCACGUCAACCUUUAAGUCUAUUGCCGAAAGCGAGGAGAGAGCUGACCUGAAGCUUAUGGCGGCUUCCUACUUGGGGGUCCUGAAAAAGGGGCAAAGUUCUGGAGCCUGGCUGCCCACUUGCCAGUUCCAUCUGGUCCAGCCGAAGGAGAGGACCGGCGCCCAGCCCAGGACUAGCGAGCCAUCUGCUGCUGGGAUGCCCAAGGCUGGACCAAGUAAACAGCCACUCGCCAAGGCCAGCACAGCCGCAGUGGAAAGAAGAAAUAGAAACACCAACGUCGACGGCAGCAAAGGAUCCCUGGCACCAAGUGCUGAAAGGGCCUCUCGGACGGGUGGCGAUGCGCUAUCCUCCAGUGAACGAAGGACUGCUGUGCCCUUGCCCCCACGGCCAGCAGGCCCUCGACACGGAGGGAGCGCCUCCCUGGCGUCCAGCAGGGAUGGCCCUAGAGGCGGUCCUGGUCGCUUGCAGUCAGAUCCCCGUGACUCUCGCGACCAACGAGAAACCCGUGGCCGCUAUGAUCCUCGCGGCUGGCGGGAACCUCGUGACCGCCAUGAUCCUCGAGGCCGACGAGAAGCUGACCCAAGGGGCUCUUCUCGUCGUCAGGAUCCCACUCGAGGAUCCGAAAGCUAUAGGCCCUCCAGAGACAGGCUCGACCGCAAGCACGGUCGAGACACCAGCCUGGAGAGGGACAGGGACCCAAAGCGUCGACGCUGA
Molecule: messenger RNA, 4500 nt
Organism: Lobosporangium transversale
Lineage: Eukaryota; Fungi; Mortierellomycota; Mortierellomycetes; Mortierellales; Mortierellaceae
Product: transcription factor/nuclear export subunit protein 2-domain-containing protein
Exons: 15
Coding region: 1-4500 (1499 amino acids)
Biological process (GO): mRNA processing; mRNA export from nucleus
Cellular component (GO): THO complex part of transcription export complex
Molecular function (GO): mRNA binding
Source: RefSeq, a predicted model, not a curated record